UUAUAUUCAGCUAACCGCAGAGUGUCACCUGUAAAAUUUUCUUCCUUUAAAUCAAUCUAGAGAUGUGACCUACAUCGAUAUUGUAAUCGAUAGUGAACUAUUCAACUAUGCAGUUCACAUUUCAAUGCAAAAAAAAGCGUUGCAAUUUCAGGAAUCCCAAUGCAACGCCGUUUCCCCUUUGUGAGCAAGGCGAACGCUAUCACGGCGUCUUUACAGGGCUCUCUGUGGAGAUAACAGAUCCUGCCCAGACGAAGGCGCUCCAUGACAAUGGCUGCUAUGGAAAAGGCAGCAAGUCGCGAGGUGGACCGGCAUCGGGCGAUGAAGACGAAACCCUGCUUCUUGGACUGGAGGAGUCUUGUUUUCUGGCCUACUACUUGGAAGUACUCGACAUAAAGAACCUGUUGGGCACCAGUUUGGACUGGGAAGGAUUCCUGAAAGCGGCUCAGGAUCUAAACGAUAGAUUUGUUGAGAAUUUGGCAUGUUAUCUGUAUUUGAAAUCCAAGAAUUGGGUAAUCAAGAGUGGAAUCAAGUUUGGCGGAGACUUUCUUAUCUACGAGCAAAGUCCGAGGAAUUUCCAUGCCAGCUUCUUGGUCGUCGUUCAGACUCCCGCCGAUCUGGAUUACUACCAGCCAAAGAACCUGAAGGGUGUCCAACGUGUGGCGGAAACGUCCGACAAAGAUGUACUCCUGCUUACAGUCGGUGAACCCAAAGAAGAUGCCUCCAGCAUGGCCACACCCGAAGCGCUUAAAGAAAUUUCCGUCACGGAAACAAUUGUACGUCGCUUCAAUUAUUCAUCAUUCGUGCAAAGUAAACAAUAAUCAUAACCAAAACUACUUAUGUAAGGACUAGAGUUUCUCCACGCGAUGCUUCUUGGGUAUCCCAGUGCUCCGAUAAUCUGACCGCUCCUGCAGAUAGAUCUUCCUGCAUUCCUCCUUGAAGGCAUCGUUCUGAUACCAGAGCGUUAGGCAGUCCCUCAGAGCAGAGUUCUCCUUGCGACAGGUGGCCACCAUGAAGAUGCUGCUGGUCUUGCAGCACUCCUGAAAGUCUGUGACUUCCUUGGUGCAUAGCUCUGCCUUUGCCCGGUCUCGCAUUAUCUUGGGUAUCAGCACCUCGACCUCAACCUUGCGCAAUUUUGUGUCAUUCGGGUCGCCUAGCAUUCGAGUUCCUCGUUAAUGGAUGGACAACUUAGAUAACAGCAAGAACUUACCGAGUCCAUGGGGAUUACGUGGAUCAGCCUGUUGUUGUAUAAAGCUCAUGUUUUUAUUUUAAAAUAUUUUAGUUCUGUUUCUUUUUGUUUUGUCAAUGAUGUGCCAGCUUAGUGUGACCGU
Molecule: messenger RNA, 1328 nt
Organism: Drosophila obscura
Lineage: Eukaryota; Metazoa; Arthropoda; Insecta; Diptera; Drosophilidae
Gene: Tsen2
Product: tRNA-splicing endonuclease subunit Sen2-1
Exons: 2
Coding region: 108-818 (236 amino acids)
Biological process (GO): tRNA splicing, via endonucleolytic cleavage and ligation; tRNA-type intron splice site recognition and cleavage
Cellular component (GO): tRNA-intron endonuclease complex
Molecular function (GO): nucleic acid binding; tRNA-intron lyase activity
Source: RefSeq, a predicted model, not a curated record